UAAGCAAUGUCUUGUUGCCAUGACCACUCUUUCUGACUUCCUUUAGAAGACACAUAUGGUCUGUUUUGAAGAUGAUGACUGGCAUUCUGCAAAACAGCUUCUGAGAAGUUGCAGCUUAAAAGAAUUCCUAUCCCUUACAGCAUGGAUUUUACUAUUGCAGUCCCUACGCUAGCUUUGCUCUGCGCUGUGUUCCAACCAGCAGCAUCUUCAGGUCUGCAGACCCCCAAACUUACGAUCCAGCCCAACCACCCUGAGUAUUUUGAAGGGGAGAGGAUUGAGCUCAUUUGCUCAGCUUCCCAAAACAGGACGGUGGAAGGAUACAGGUUCUUCGAUCCAGAUGAGCGGAUGAUCCACAAAAUGGCCGCCAGCCCUUAUCAAAAGGGGAAGCUGCCUCUCACGCUUCAGAUGAACAGCACUGGGAAUUAUUUCUGUGAUUACUGGAUGGAAGAAAGUGGAGAAGCCACGUCAGGACCAAGCAACGCCACUUUCAUCCGUGUAAAUGAGGCCCCUGCUGCUCCCUCUCUCUCUGUGCAUCCCGAACUCCCUGCAUACAACUUGGGAGACUCCAUCACCCUUUCAUGUUCAGCCCCACUGGGAGCAAAGGAAGUCAAGCAAUUCCAAUAUUACAGUGACUUGAUGUGUGUAUCAGCCAUGGCACUGCAUGACAAUGUCUAUAGGUACAACUUGAGUAUCAUGGAGUCCACGGACAUGGGGGUCUUCAGAUGCGCCUAUCUGGUGCACCUUUCUGGGCGAAACGUACUUUCCAAGAAGAGUGAACCAGUCUCCAUUGAAGGGCUAGGAGUCAGAUGGAAAUGGAUGUUGGCUGUUGGGGGGUCCUUCUUCACCAUCAACACCCUUAUCUUCCUAAUCUCCCACUGCUUUUUUUAAACCACAGACCACUGCAACCUCCUCCAUUUCGAAGGGUUCCAGUCAGUGAAGGAGCCCUCUCUACUAGACUUGAAUCCCCAGUGUCUUCAGCAGAAAAAAAAAACUCAUACACGUUGCCUGAAAAAAGACAGGCACAUACUUGGAAAUAAGGCAGCUUGGACAUCUAAGAAAUGCAUAAGCUUCAGAGAAGAGCUUGGGGAAAAAUACUUUUGUAGACCACAGCUCCCACCCACCGUGGUGUCAAUUCUCCUUUCGCUUGUUGGAGGGUCUACCCAGGCCAUCAAUUCUUCCAGAGUUCACUAUGGCAGGUGGCCACCAAACAGAGGCAUGGAAAGCGACCACGAGGAACCACGUCUUUUCGAUGGUAGCCACGACACUUUGAAACAUGUCGAUACACACAGACUCCUUCCCUCUUGAUCUUCGGGAAGCAUGUUAAAGCCAAGCAUUUCCAGGAGGCCUUUGAGAACAUGCUCCUCUUAUGACAGACCACCUGGGGAUUUUUCUGUUAAUAUUAUGUUGUUUUUAGGCAUCGUGGAUAGCUGGAGGUUUUCGUCCGCUGUAAACUGACCAGAAUGAUGGCUUGCCACUAGAUGGGUGACAUAUUUACUUAUAACAGAGAAAGAAGCAAAGAAUUCAGGCAGCACUAUGGAGUACAAAAUGGUUCUAACCUGGUUCUUAACAUAUGAAGCAGUCAAGGAGCUGAGCCUGGAAAAAUCUGUUGUGGUUGUUCCCACAUGUGAAUUUGGGGUGGGGGUGGGGGACUGUAAUGUUCUUUCCAUCCUAUGUAUGAAGAAAUCUGAGAACUUUACUUAUUUUUUAAAAACUGGAAUAGAAUUCUCACGCUUUCCCUAAAUUUCAUCUUGUCGAUAUUUCUCCUUCUUUCCAAAUUUUCUAUAGCCACCCCAUCGGAUCGCUCAGUGGACCAUCCAAAAUGACCCCAAUUUUGACAAAAAGGCUGCAUCUUGGUUUCUCACAGGUCCCUAUUUUUUAUUUUUUUAUUUUUAUUUUAUUUUUUGCUGCUGCUGUUGUUAGAGUUGCUUUUAGAUCUCUUCUUCGGAUGACCAAUACCUCUUUGGUAUUCACUUUGCCAGCUUAUUUCCGGUGAGACAAGAACCGCUUGAAAGAAUUCAUGGAAAAACCUGCACAGAUAUUGCCUUUACCAAUAAACUACCCAACAAGAAUAGAAAAUAAAUUAUUCCAUCACA
Messenger RNA from Pogona vitticeps (central bearded dragon), 2093 nucleotides. RefSeq lists its product as uncharacterized. NCBI's taxonomy places the organism in Eukaryota, Metazoa, Chordata, Lepidosauria, Squamata, Agamidae. The record is from RefSeq and is a predicted model, not a curated record. Gene Ontology annotation, biological process: immune response-regulating signaling pathway.